AUGCCCGCCAGACCCAAUGAAGAACAGUAUACUCCGGAGAUGUUGCAGCUUCGCGUGAAGCAAGGACUCCAAAAGCGCAAGAAGUGCGCUCUUUGUCUGCAUGUGUUUCAUGUCAACGAACUGCCUGGAGCUAUCACUCACAAAUCUAUACUGGAACUUCGGAAAAAAUGGGGGUUAGACGUAAGGCGCGGUGACCGCAUGCCUCCCCCCUCGCAGUUGUACAAAAGAGAGGAGUUGUGCGUCUUUUGCAUGCAGUUCUUCGGUACGAGUGGUAGCACACAAUCUCAGCAACAACUUCUGGCUUCCACACGUGGAGGAAUGCCGGCUCGUUUAACCCUCCGUUAG
This is a messenger RNA of Trypanosoma brucei brucei TREU927, 345 nucleotides long. RefSeq lists its product as hypothetical. The transcript has a single exon. Bases 1 to 345 code for a protein of 114 amino acids. Lineage: Eukaryota; Euglenozoa; Kinetoplastea; Trypanosomatida; Trypanosomatidae. The record is from RefSeq and is a predicted model, not a curated record.